Condylostylus longicornis is the source of this 617-nucleotide messenger RNA. It is a transcript of the gene Sec61beta, whose product is annotated as protein transport protein Sec61 subunit beta. The record is from RefSeq and is a predicted model, not a curated record. Lineage: Eukaryota; Metazoa; Arthropoda; Insecta; Diptera; Dolichopodidae. The transcript has 3 exons. Gene Ontology annotation, biological process: intracellular protein transport. Gene Ontology annotation, cellular component: Sec61 translocon complex. The coding region runs from base 152 to 454 and encodes 100 amino acids.
AAAGUUAUCUCUUAAUUUUAACUUUCUUGUGUCACAAGUUGAUAUUGUGCAUAGCUGCUGAGCUCUAAAGAAAUAAAAAAUCACAUUGUGUUGUGAUUUUACUUUCAAAAGAAGACUUUAUUAAUAAAGAACAAAUAACCGAAAAUUAAAAAUGCCUGCUUCUCCAAGUUCGACUUCAGUAGGAGGUGGCGGAGGUGGUGGACGUUCACCUAGUAAAUUAGCUGUCCCAAGAAGUAGUGCUGGUGGAAGUAGUACAUUAAAGCAAAGGAAAACUACAACAACAACUACAGCAAGAACUCGUACUACAGGAGCUGGUUCCGGUGGCAUGUGGCGGUUUUAUACAGACGAUUCACCAGGAAUCAAAGUUGGACCAGUCCCAGUUUUAGUAAUGUCGUUACUCUUUAUUGCAUCAGUUUUCAUGUUACACAUUUGGGGAAAGUACAAUAGAUCUUAAUUUAAUUUCUAAUUAAAAAGACAUUUAAAUUCUUUAUCACAAUCACUUGUGAAAGAUGAUGACGUCUACAAUUUAAGUGUAUGUAAAACAUUUUCACUACAUUUUUUGUAUUGUUAACGUUAUAAAAUAUAUGAAAAAUACUUCCGAUUUUCGGGUUGAUUAA